GCACUGGAAGAGGGCGGGUGAAGGGGCGUCUUCGGGGCCCUGAGGAGUCUUCAGGGUUUGGAGGAGGGGCGUGAGUGCGCGGCAAAACGGGCGGGAAGGAGCAAAAAAGGAUUAGGGCGCGCGCCGUGGCGGUUCCUGUUCUCACAGUCGCGAGGCCCAGGAACCAGUGUUACGCGAGGGGAAGGCGGGACGCCCAGGUCGGUGUUAGGCCCAGACGAAUGCCCCCGUUUCCACAGCCCGCAUUCGCGUCUCUUUUCUUCCUCCGUGCUCCCCUCUCGCCCGGGCUGCGGGGCGAGCUGUGUGUAACGGGCCGCAGCGCCCGUCAGGCGUGGCCCGGGCCGGGGGCGCAGCCGGAGGGUCGCGGCCCGCUGUCCGCUGGCGGCUCGGGAUUCCGGGAAAUGUUGGCCGUCCCGCUGGGCUGUGGCGGGCGAGCCUCGGAGUCCGGGAGAGCUCAGUUCUUUGCUUCCGGCGCUGAGCCUGUACUCCCGGGGUCUUUACAGGGGUCUCCGUUUUGGCGAAACCUUUUGUUUUUCCUUUGUUUUUCUUUUUUGUUAAUGGGACCUGCGAUACGAGUAUUUUGUAGUGUCAGUGCUGCCGCUACGUGUGAAAAAUUUCUGGAAGUAUUGCUUUCAUAUCCUACGAUGAAUGCAAAUCGCAAAAUGCGUUGUAGACAUCCGCUUUGCGUUCGUUCACCUCUUUAAAGCGCCUACCGUGUGUCAAGGGUCAUCUUUUAAGCAUGCAGCUGAACUUGGUUUUUUCAAUUUGAGAGUAUCUUUUAACAGCUCUCAGGGCCAUUUCUGAGCAUUAGAUGUUACAAGUACUCCACUGAACAACCAGUUCCAAAUCCCGUCCUCAAAUCCUGUGCUCCUGUUCCAAAUGGUAAUAGAUGCCUAAUAUUUCUUUUAUAUAAAAGAAAUGAGUAUAGCUAGUAUUGCAUUAAGAGUUGAAACCUGGCUUUUAGCUACAUGGCAUGUUAAAGUGCCUUUAAUGUGGCUGGAAGCUUGUAUUAACUGGAUCCAAGAAGAAAAUGAUAAUGUUAAUUUGAGUCAGGCGCAAAUGAAUAAACAAGUGUUUGAGCAAUGGCUCCUUACUGAUCUGAGAGAUUUGGAGCAUCGUCUUUUACCUGAUGGCAUUUUAGAAGUUCCAAAAGGAGAACUGAAUGGAUUUUUUGCUCUGCAGAUUAAUUCAUUGGUUGAUGUAAGUCAACCUGCGUAUGCCCAGAUACAAAAGUUGAGAGGAAAGAAUACAACCAAUGACCUAAUUACAGCUGAAACACAAGUAACCCCAAAACCUUGGGAAGCAAAGCCUUCACGAAUGUUGAUGCUACAGCUUACUGAUGGAAUUGUACAAAUACAGGGGAUGGAAUAUCAGUCUAUUCCAGCUCUUCAUAGUGAUCUUCCUCCAGGUACAAAAAUUUUGAUUUAUGGAAACAUUUCUUUCCGUCUUGGUGUUCUCUUAUUGAAACCAGAAAAUGUGAAGGUGUUGGGAGGAGAAGUAGAUCCUCUUUUAGAGGAAUAUGCCCAAGAAAAAGUUCUUGCAAGAUUAAUUGGGGAACUUGAUCCUAUAGUUCCAGUCAUACCAAAUCAUUCUAACCAAAGCAUCCCCAGAAUUACAGAUGUUCUACAUCCUGCAUUAGGACCUUCUGAUGAAGAACUCUUGGCAAGUCUUGAUGAAAAUGAUGAGCUUGCAGCAAAUAACACCUCUUUGGAAAGAAGUUGUUUCAGCACAGGUAGUUCUUCAAAUACUGUUCCCAUCAGACAGUCAGAUUUUGAACCAGGACUUGUUAUUUCUCCAAGACCAAAGGAGAAACCACAAAACCAGUCUAUGCUCUUUACUGAUGAGGAAUUAGAUGACUUUUCAUUGGAGGAGGCCUUGCUUUUAGAAGAAGCUGUCCAGAAAGAACAAACAGAGACCAAAGAAUUACAGCCACUGACUUUGAACAGAACUGUAGAUGAAAGUAUAGAGAGAUUUUCACAUAGAUCUAAUACUCUGAAUAAUUUUUCCUUGAUUUGCAAAAAUGGAAAUAAUAAUUGGAAUGAAAAAAAUUUAUCUGAGCAAAUAACUAAUGAAGACAAAUCUUUUAGUUGUCCAUCUGCUAGAGACCAAAACAGUAGUAUUGUUUCAGUUAAUCAUAAUGUACCCUUACCCCAUAAUUUUACAAAUAAAGAUAAGAACUCAGAGACAUAUAAUAAAAUAAAACAAACCAGCAGUUCAGAUGGACAUUCCUUAAAUAAUAAAAUAUUAAACGGAGAGCUGGUCAAUUAUGUACCAAAAAGUUGUUCACACAUUUCUAAUAAAAAUGAGCACCACUUACAAACUUGUUCUUCAAUAUCAGAGAAUAGCACUAAUCUUUCUAUCACCAUGGAUUUAUAUUCUCCACCUUUUAUCUAUUUGUCUGUUCUAAUGGCCAGCAAACCAAAGGAAGUUACAACAGUGAGAGUCAAAGCAUUUAUUGUAACCUUAACUGGAAAUCUCUCAACUUCUGGUGGCAUUUGGAGUAUAACAGCAAAAAUUUCUGAUGGUACUGCAUAUCUAGAUGUAGACUUUGUAGAUGAAAUACUUACUGGUCUGAUAGGGUUUUCAGUACUAGAAAUGAAACAGUUAAAAAAGGAUCCUUGUAAAUACCAAAAGUUCCUGGAAGGUUUGCAGAAAUGUCAGAGAGAUCUAAUAGAUUUGUGCUGUCUAAUGACUAUUUCAUUGAAUCCCUCCUUGUCUAAGGCAACGGUACUGGCAUUACAAGAUGUUAACGUGGAACACCUUGAGAACCUAAAGAGGCGAGUAAAGAAAUAAUUUACUAGCAAACAAUUUAAAACAAGGAAAUAUUUAGAAUUAAAUUUGUCCUUUUACUUUUGCAACUUUCUUUUUGUAAAAGGGGAAAAAAGUUUCAUAACUGAUUUCAGUCUAAUUUUAAAACGUUUAGUUAUGUUUGUGUUUGUAAGUUUUUUAAAUAAAUUUUUUUAUAGUAA
This is a messenger RNA of Kogia breviceps (pygmy sperm whale), 2966 nucleotides long. The record is from RefSeq and is a predicted model, not a curated record. NCBI's taxonomy places the organism in Eukaryota, Metazoa, Chordata, Mammalia, Artiodactyla, Physeteridae.